AUGUUGGGUCCUGAGGCGGUUCUGGCGCCAUUUGACCCUGAGGUGAUUUGGCGCCAUUUUGACCCUGAGGUGAUUUGGCGCCACGUUGACCCUGAGGUGAUUUGGUGCCAUGUUGACCCUGAGGUGAUUGGCGCCGUGUUGACCCUGAGUUUGGGGGUCUUUCAGUGCCCCCCCCGCCGUUGCGACGCCGUGGGGCAGAGCCCCCUAAGCGUUCCCGCCUCUCCCCAGGUGGAUUCCUACAUCUGCCGCAUCUGCUCGCGAGGGGACGAGGACGACAAGCUGCUGCUCUGCGACGGCUGCGACGACAACUACCACAUCUUCUGCCUCCUGCCGCCGCUCCCCGAGACCCCCAAAGGCAUCUGGCGCUGCCCCAAAUGCGUCAUGGCGGAAUGCAAACGCCCCCCCGAGGCGUUCGGCUUCGAGCAGGCGACGCGCGAGUACACCCUGCAGAGCUUCGGCGAGAUGGCCGACUCCUUCAAAGCCGAUUACUUCAACAUGCCCGUCCACAUGGUGCCCCCCGAGCUGGUGGAGAAGGAGUUCUGGCGGCUGGUGAACAGCAUCGAGGAGGACGUGACGGUGGAGUACGGCGCCGACAUCCACUCCAAGGAGUUCGGCAGCGGCUUCCCCAUCAGCGACGGCAAACGCCGCCUGUCCCCCGAGGAGGAGGAGUACGCGGGCAGCGGGUGGAACCUGAACGUGAUGCCGGUGCUGCAGCAGUCGGUGCUGUGCCACAUCAACGCCGACAUCUCGGGGAUGAAGGUGCCCUGGCUCUACGUGGGGAUGGUGUUCUCCGCCUUCUGCUGGCACAUCGAGGACCACUGGAGCUACUCCAUCAACUACCUCCACUGGGGGGAGCCCAAAACCUGGUACGGGGUCCCCUCGUUCGCGGCCGAGCACCUGGAAGAGGUGAUGAAGAAGCUGACGCCGGAGCUUUUCGAGAGCCAACCCGACCUGUUGCACCAACUCGUCACCCUCAUGAACCCCAACACCCUCAUGGCCCACGGGGUCCCCGUCGUCCGCACCAACCAGUGCGCCGGCGAGUUCGUCAUCACCUUCCCCCGCGCCUACCACAGCGGCUUCAACCAGGGCUACAACUUCGCCGAGGCCGUCAACUUCUGCACCGCCGACUGGCUCCCCGCGGGGCGGCAGUGCAUCGAGCACUACCGGCGGCUGCGCCGCUACUGCGUGUUCUCGCACGAGGAGCUGAUCUGCAAGAUGGCAGCGUGCCCCGAGAAGCUGGACCUGAACCUGGCGGCCGCCGUGCACAAGGAGAUGUUCGUGCUGGUGCAGGAGGAGCGCAAGCUGCGCAAGGCGCUGCUGGAGAAGGGCAUCACGGAGGCGGAGCGGGAGGCGUUCGAGCUGCUCCCCGACGACGAGCGGCAGUGCGACAAGUGCAAGACGACGUGCUUCCUGUCGGCGCUGGCCUGCUACGACUGCCCCCAGUGCCUCGUGUGCCUCUACCACAUGGACGACCUCUGCAAGUGCCCCCGCAGCAAGCAGUACCUCAGGUACCGCUACACCCUGGACGAGCUGCCCGCGAUGCUGCACAAGCUGAAGGUUCGCGCCGAGUCCUUCGACACCUGGGCCAACAAAGUGCGGGUGGCGCUGGAGCUGGAGGACGGGCGCAAACGCACGCUGGAGGAGCUGCGGGCGCUGGAGUCGGAGGCGCGGGAGCGCAAGUUCCCCGAGAACGAGCUGCUGCACCGGCUCAAGAGCUGCCUGGGCCAGGCCGAGCGCUGCGUGUCCGAGGCCCUGGGGCUCAUCAGCUCCCAGGAGACCGGGGUGCCGGCCCCCUCGCUGACGGUGGACGAGCUCCGCGCCUUCCUGGACCAGAUGAACCAACUCCCCUGCGUCAUGCACCAAAUCGGGGACGUCCAGGCCCUGCUGGAGCACGUCGAAGCGUUUCAAGCCGAAGCACGAGCCGCUUUGGACUCGACCCCCCCGGACCCCGGCGUUCUGCGCUCGCUGCUGGAACGAGGGACCCGUCUGGGGGUGGAGGUGCCGGAAAGCGGCCGUUUGGAGCGGCAAGUGGCCCAGAGCGCGUGGCUGGAGGAGGUGACGGCCACCCUGAGGUCCCCGCGCGCCCGCGUCCCCCUGCACGUCAUGAGGGGCCUGAUCCAGGCGGGCCGCACCGUGGCGCCCAGCCCCGAGGUGGAGGUGGCCAUGGGCGAGCUGGGCGAGCUGCUCACCAUCGCCCAGCGCUGGGAGGAGAAGGCCCAGAUGUGUCUGGAGGCCAGGCAAAAACACCCCCCGGCCACUUUAGCCGCCAUCAUCAAAGAGGCUGAAAACAUCCCGGUGCUGCUCCCCAACAUCCAGGCGCUCAAAGAGGCUCUGGCCAAAGCCCGCGCGUGGAUCGCCGACGUCGAGGAGAUCCAGAACGGCGACCACUACCCGUGCCUGGACGACCUGGAGGGGCUGGUGGCCGUGGGCCGGGACCUGCCGGUGCGGCUGGAGGAGCUGCGGCAGCUGGAGCUGCAGGUGGCGGCCGCGCACUCCUGGCGGGACAAGGCCUCCCGCACCUUCCUCAAGAGGAGCUCCCGCUACACCCUGCUCGAGGUGCUGUGCCCGUGCGCGGACGCCGGCUCCGACAGCAGCAAGCGGCUCAAGUGGCGGCAGGAGCCGGGACGGUACCGGCUGGACGCCGAGAGCCUGGGGCUGUCGGCACAGGAUCUGCGCGACCCCGGCGCCGUGAUCCUGGCGUUCAAGGAGGGCGAGCAGAAGGAGACGGAGGGCAUGCUGCGCCUGCGCCGCGCCAACGCCCAGAAACCCGCCCCCCCGUCGCCGGGCCCCCCGUCCUGCCUGUGCCGCGGCCCCGCCACCCCCGCCAUGCUGCAGUGCCAGCUGUGCCGCGACUGGUUCCACGGCGCCUGCGUCUCCUACCCGCGCCUGCCCCCCCUCCAGAAACCCGCCCCCCCGGCCUGGUGGGAGUGGGACGCCAAGUUCCUGUGCCCGCUGUGCCAACGCUCGCGCCGGCCGCGGCUCGAGACCAUCCUGGCGCUGCUGGUGGCCCUGCAGAAGCUGCCGGUGCGGCUGCGAGGGGAGGCGCUGCAGUGUCUGACCGAACGCGCCAUCACCUGGCAGGACCGGGCCCGCCGCCUCCUGGCCACUCCGGAACUUUCCGCCGCCCUCGAACACUGGAGGGAUGAGGCACCUGAGGGGAGGAGGAGGAGGAGGAGGAGGAGGAGGAGGAGGAGAGGAGCGGCCGCGGGGGGCGACGGAGCCGGGGGGGCGCUCAGGGAGGCCAGCUGCAACGAGCAGACCAAGGUGUCGGUGGAGAACGGUGACGCCCCCAGUCCGGAGAAGAACCGGCCCCUGCCCUCAGAGCUGGAGCGGCUGCAGGGCCCGGUGCUGGAGCUGCCCGAGGGCGCGCGGCGGGCGCUGGAGGAGCUGAUGAUGGAGGGGGACCUGCUGGAGGUGACACUGGACGAGGCCACCAGCAUCUGGCGCCUCCUGCAGGCCGCCCGCCCGCCCCCACUCCCGCUCUUCCGCCUGCUCCUCGAGCUGGAGCAGGUGGAACGUCGGGGGGCCCGAUCCCGGGGCCGGGACCCCGAAAAGCGCCGGAAACGGCGGGGGGGGGAUCGGAGCGACCUCCCCCCCCUGGCCAAGGAGGAGCUGGAGCCAAAGAGGAUGCGGGGGCCUGAGGGGGGGGGGGACACCCCGAGACAGCCCCCCCACCCCACCCGGCCCCCACACCCCGGGGGACUCGUGACGUGGAGCCCCCAGUUCAGCCGGAUGCUCCUGCCACAGCGGGGGGGGCCCCAUCAGGAUCCCCCCCCACCCCCCAGGACCCCUCACCUGGGCGGGGGGGGCUCCCCCCAUGUCCCCCCCCCCCCGCGAUGUAAUUAUUUGAGUUGAUUUCUUUUGUACCGUUGAGCCCGGGGGGGGUCACACACACACAUGGGGGGUCCCCCAAACACAGGGGGGGGGGGGCGCGUCCCAACCAGCACAGCAGGGCCCCCCCACCCCCCCCCUCACACCGGGUUUUUUAUAGGAUGGGGGGGUGGGGGGCACAGAGGGGGCGGAUUGGGGGUGUCAUCCGUUCCCUCCCCCCCCCCACCGACACUAACAGUCUCGGGCUCUUUGUAGCGGGGAUGGGGGGGGGGGGGGCUUAUUUUAUUGUAUUAUGAUUUUUUUUAUUAUUAUUAAACUUUGGAGGCUAAAAA
This is a messenger RNA of Columba livia (rock pigeon), 4163 nucleotides long. RefSeq names its product lysine-specific demethylase 5C-like. NCBI's taxonomy places the organism in Eukaryota, Metazoa, Chordata, Aves, Columbiformes, Columbidae. Gene Ontology annotation, biological process: regulation of DNA-templated transcription; chromatin remodeling. The record is from RefSeq and is a predicted model, not a curated record. Gene Ontology annotation, molecular function: histone H3K4me/H3K4me2/H3K4me3 demethylase activity. Gene Ontology annotation, cellular component: nucleus; chromatin.